Molecule: messenger RNA, 3210 nt
Organism: Triticum turgidum subsp. durum (durum wheat)
Lineage: Eukaryota; Viridiplantae; Streptophyta; Magnoliopsida; Poales; Poaceae
Source: the annotation of a GenBank genome assembly
AUGGCGCCCGCCCGGGCCGCCAAGCGCCCCAAGCUGGAUCCCCCCGCCGCCUCCACCUCCUCCGCCGGCGCGCCUCACCAGCGCGGCGACGACGACUACGUGCCGGGCAACAUCGUGGAGAUCGAGCUCUGCAACUUCAUGACCUACGACCGCCUCGUCUGCCGCCCCGGCCCGCGCCUCAACCUCGUCGUCGGCCCCAACGGCUCCGGCAAGAGCUCCCUCGUCUGCGCCAUCGCCCUCGCCCUCGCCGCCGACCCCGCCAUCCUCGGCCGGGCCGCCAGCGUCAGGGCCUUCGUCAAGCGCGGCGAGGAGUCCGGCCACGUCCGCCUCUCCCUCCGCUCCCAGGACCAGGGCCGCGACAUCGGCAUCACCCGCAAGAUCGACACCAACAACAAGUCCGAGUGGCUCCUCGACGGCGCCACCGUCCCCAAGAAGGACAUUAUCGACGUCAUCAAAAAGUUCAACAUCCAAAUCAACAACCUCACUCAGUUUUUGCCCCAAGAUCGGGUGUGCGAGUUCGCAAAGCUCACCCCCAUCCAGCUGCUAGAAGAGACCGAGAAGGCCGUGGGCGAUCCCAAUUUACCUGUUCAGCAUCGCCAGCUUAUAGAAUGGAGCAAGGAGCUCAGGAUUCUUCAAGUGGCCGUAAAGCAAAAGGAGCAGACCUUGAACAACCUCAAGGCCCUCAGCGCCGAACAAGAAAAAGAUGUCCAACGUGUCCGCCAAAGAGAUAAGCUCCUCAAGAAGGCUGAGCUAAUGAAGAAGAAAUUGCCGUGGCUCAAAUACGACGCCAAGAAGGCGCAAUUCCUUGAGGCGCAGGAGGAGGAGAAAAGUUUCAAGAAGAAAAUGGAUGAUGUAACCAAAAUCUGGCAAGAUGCAAAAGCCCCCAUCGAAGGGCUCAAGAAAGAGAAAACGACAAUUACUUCAAGUAUGAAGAAGAUAGCCAACCAAAUAAAUCAAAACACAAACAAGCGUCGGGAAGUUACAGAUGACGAGAUUCAGCUGAGUGCACGAUUGAAAACCACGCUUGAUGACAUAGAAGAUCUGAAAAGGCAUGAAAAGAAUCUGCAACAAAAGAUCUCAAAGGCUAAGGAAGGUCUUGCUGCUGCUGAAAGGGAACUUCAAGAUCUACAACCAUACGAACCACCUAGAGAUGAAAUGACACAACUAACAAAUGAUAUUGGACAUAAAAUUUCUGGCAUAAACAAGCUGAAAUUCAUACGGAAAGAGAAGGAGCAGCAGUUAACACAAGAGAGAGAAAAUCUGAGGAAGUGUUCUGAUAGGUUGAUGCAAAUGGAAAGUAAGAACAAUAAGCUACUCCAAGCAUUGCAAAGAGCUGGUGCUGAAAGAAUCAAUGAAGCAUACUCUUGGGUGCAGAACAACAAAAAUAUGUUCAGGGGAGAAGUUUAUGGGCCUGUUCUCCUUGAGGUCAAUGUUCAGAGUAAAACUCACGCUGGUUACUUGGAAAGCCAUGUUCCAAACUAUAUAUGGAGGUCAUUCAUUACACAGAAUGCUUCCGACCGUGACCUCUUGGUUAGACAACUGAAGCAAUAUGGUACUCCUAUUCUGAACUACACAGGGGGCAAUAGCAUCAUGUGUGAGCCAUUGAACAUUACCCCAGAGAUGAAGCAACUUGGGAUCACAUCAAGACUCGAUCAAGAGUUUGAUGCUCCUCCUGCUGUAAAAAAUGUUUUGAUUACUCAGGCUUCAGUGGAUCAAUCGUAUAUCGGUACAAAUCAAGCAGAUCAGAGCGCAGAUGAUGUGGUAAAGUUAGGUAUUAAUGACCUUUGGACUCCACGUAACCAUUAUCGAUGGACCAGAUCAAGAUAUGGUGGCCAUUUGUCAGCAAAUGUAGAUUCAAUCUACCCGUCGCGCCUCUUCAUGUGCGCUUUUCUUGCAGACGUGAAUGUUAGUGACAUUGAAAUACUUCAAUCUGAAAAGGAUGAACGCACAAAAAAUGUUGAAGGCAUGGAGGAAGCCUUAAAAGAGCUCCAGAAAGAUCAGAGAAAAUUAGAAGAUGAAGAGGCAGAAUUCCGCAAGAAAAAGGAAGCGAUUACUGACAGGGUGAGGAUUGAAAAGAAGAAGCGAGAAGACCUACAAAGGCGUGUUGAUUUGAGAAGAAGAACUCUGGAGGACAUAUCAAAAGAGGAGGAUGUGGAAUCCAGCACAAGAAAGCUUACUGAUCGGCUAGCUAAGUUAAAUGAUGAUCGAUUUCGAGCAUUGCUAAAACUCAAGAAUUUACUUGUUGAAGCUGUUGCUCUCAAAUGGAGUUAUACAGAAAAGAACAUGGCUUCUAUUGAGCUUGAUACAAAGAUAUGGGAGAUGGAAAAGGAUGUGAAGAAACAUGAAAAGGAUGUUGCUGGCGCUGCCAAAGAAUAUGAAAACCGUAAAAAAACCACUCAAGAGCAUAAGCAGGUGAUGCUUAAGGCAAAACAGCAUGCAGAGUCAGUAUCUAUGAUCACAGACGACCUUGCAAAAGAGUUUGAGAAGAUGGCUACUACUAUAGAAGACCUGGAGCUUGCAAUACAAGACACUGAAUCGGAAGCAAAUUCUAUGCUAUUCCUCAAUCAAAACGUUUUGCAGGAGUAUCAAAACCGGCAACGUGAGAUUGUAUCAAUAUCAACAAAACUGGAAGAUGAUAAAGCAGAAUAUGAGAGGUGCUGCUCUGAAAUAGAAACUACAAAGGGUAAAUGGCUUCCAACUCUCCGAAGUCUUGUUUUAAAAAUAAAUGACACCUUUAGUCGCAACUUCCAAGAAAUGGCUGUUGCUGGAGAAGUUUCACUUGAUGAGCAUGGUCUCGAUUUUAGUCAAUACGGUAUUCUUAUAAAGGUGAAGUUUAGGCAAACCGGUGAGCUGCAGGUGCUAAGUGCUCAUCACCAAUCUGGAGGGGAGCGGUCAGUUUCUACCAUCCUGUAUCUCGUAUCGCUCCAAGAUCUUACAAACUGCCCAUUUCGGGUGGUUGAUGAGAUAAAUCAAGGAAUGGAUCCCAUAAACGAGAGGAAGAUGUUCCAGCAGCUUGUGAGGGCGGCGAGCCAACUCAACACACCACAGUGCUUCCUGCUGACACCCAAGUUGCUGCCUGAUUUGGAAUAUAGCGACGCGUGCAGCAUCUUGAACAUCAUGAACGGUCCCUGGAUUGAGAAACCAGCCCAUGCUUGGCGCGGGGGAGAUAGUUGGAGAAGCGUCAUGGGCUUGGCUGGGAGCGGGAAUUGA